Molecule: messenger RNA, 210 nt
Organism: Parnassius mnemosyne (clouded apollo)
Lineage: Eukaryota; Metazoa; Arthropoda; Insecta; Lepidoptera; Papilionidae
Source: the annotation of a GenBank genome assembly
AUGAAGAGCUCAUUAAUGUCGCAACCGCCGCCGCAUCAACAAGGUCCGAGUGGAAGUGGCAUAAUAUUUCCUGGAUACAAGUACUUGGGACCUGGCAACGCAUUGGAUCGAGGAGUGCCGAUCAACGCAUUAGACGCGGCGGCGAAAAAACACGACGAAAAGUAUCACAAGAUUACUGAAUAUUACAAAAAAACUAAAAAUAGAAAAUAA